CUUUUUAUCUUUGUCUUUCUUCUCUUCGGUUCCUUAUCUGUUUUGGCCCAAUACUCUCCUAGUUAUGCCUGCGACAUCGAUAAAAAUCCGAGCUUGAAGAACUACGCCUUUUGUAAUAAGUCACUGGAUGUGAAAACGAGGGUCGAUGAUUUGGUGAAGAGGAUGUCAUUGCAAGAAAAGGCAGGAAGCAUAGUGAGUGUAGCCGAUAGCAUCGACCGCCUUGGGAUACCGCAUUAUGGGUGGUGGUCGGAGGCUUUACAUGGCGUUUCUGACACUGGACCUGCGACUUGGUUCAACAAGACUAUAGUCCCUGGAGCCACUAGUUACCCUGUAGUCAUCCUCACUGCAGCCUCAUUCAAUGUAUCUCUAUUCAACAUUCUUGGAAAGGUGGUCUCGAAUGAAGCUAGAGCAAUGUACAACACUGGUGUUGCAGGACUAACAUUUUGGUCACCAAAUGUGAACAUCUUCCGAGAUCCCAGAUGGGGAAGAGGGCAGGAAACCCCAGGAGAAGAUCCACUCUUAUCCAGCAUAUUUGGAGUCGCUUAUGUUAAAGGUCUACAAGACAGAGAUGAUGGCGAUAAAGAUCGUCUCAAGAUCGGAGCUUGCUGUAAACACUACACUGCCUAUGAUCUUGAUAAUUGGACUAGCGUCGAUCGAUUCCAUUUCAAUGCCAUUAUAACAAAGCAAGAUUUGGAGGAUACAUAUAACCCUCCAUUCAAAAGCUGUGUUUUGGAUGGAAAUGUUGCAAGUAUUAUGUGUUCUUUCAACCAAAUUAAUGGCAUACCAACUUGUGGUGAUAAGGAGCUUUUGGAAGACACUGUCCGGGGUGAAUGGAAAUUAAAUGGAUACAUUAGUUCCGAUUGUGAUUCAUUAAUAAUCAUGUUCAAAGACCAACGUUGGGCUAAAACACCCGAGGAAGUUACAGCGGAUGCUUUAAUAGCAGGGUUGGAUCUCAACUGUGGGGAUUCACUAAAGAACUUCACAGAAAAUGCGGUAAAGAGGGGUCUCGUGAAUGAAUCAGUGGUGGAUCGGGCUGUUACGAACAACUUCGCGACACUUAUGAGGCUCGGGUUCUUUGAUGGUCACCCAAGCAAGCAAAUGUAUGGAAAUUUGGGAAAGAAAGAUAUAUGCACCAAGGCUAACCAGGAACUAGCCCGUGAAACAGCUAGACAAGGCAUUGUGUUGCUUAAGAACAAUUUAGGGUCAUUGCCACUCCGUCCAACAAACAUCAAGUCUCUAGCAGUAAUCGGGCCUAAUGCAAAUGCCACAAAAGCCAUGAUUGGCAACUAUGCAGGGAUUCCAUGCAAAUACACAAGUCCUCUACAAGCGUUCUCAGAAUCGGUCCAAACUGUAUUCGAGUCAGGCUGUGAAAAUGUGUUGUGUAACGUUACCUCCUAUUUCGAGAAGGCAAGGAGCAUUGCGGCUGCUGCAGACGCCGUGGUUCUAGUCAUGGGUACAGAUCUUUCCGUAGAAGCCGAGGGUCUAGAUAGGAUGGAUAUAGUUCUUCCUGGACAACAAAACCUUCUUGUUUCCCAAGUCGCAUAUGCAGCUAAAGGACCGGUGAUUCUUGUCAUAAUGUCUGGAGGUGGAAUGGAUGUUAGUUUUGCGAAACGUAACCCUAAGGUCACUAGCAUUUUGUGGGUCGGGUUUCCUGGCCAAGAAGGUGGAGCUGCCAUGGCUGAUGUCAUUUUCGGUCGUUAUAAUCCAGGUGGAAGACUACCCAUGACAUGGUAUCCACGAUCCUAUUUGAUGUCAGUUCCUAUGGACAACAUGAACAUGAGACCAGACCCAUCCACAGGCCACCCAGGUCGAAGCUAUCGGUUCUAUAGAGGCGAAACUGUUUACCCUUUCGGGUACGGACUCAGUUACUCAUUGUACGUCCAUCGUCUCAUUAAAGCACCCAAGACUGUUUCAAUCCCACUGAACAACUCGUCAUCUACCAUCGACUCGAUUGAUGCAACGGACGAUGUUUGCAAUGGCUUAACAUUCGAUGUUAAUAUGAUGGUAACGAAUAUAGGAAAGAUGUCUGGAAGCCACAGCAUCUUGUUGUUCUCUAACCCUCCUCCUGUGAUCCAUAAUUCACCUACCAAGCAGUUGGUGGAUUUCAAGAGGAUCAAGUUGAGUCCAUGGGAGCGAACUUCAGUUAGCUUCAAGAUCGAUGUUUGCAAGCAAUUGAGUGUGGUUGAUGAAGAUGGUAAAUGGAAGGUUCCAUUAGGGAAACAUGGUCUUCAAAUUGGAGACGUCGAACACUCCGUAAGCCUCAAGAUUUGA
Messenger RNA from Cynara cardunculus var. scolymus (artichoke), 2271 nucleotides. RefSeq names its product beta-xylosidase/alpha-L-arabinofuranosidase 2-like. The coding region runs from base 163 to 2271 and encodes 702 amino acids. The transcript has 6 exons. Gene Ontology annotation, biological process: arabinan catabolic process; xylan catabolic process. NCBI's taxonomy places the organism in Eukaryota, Viridiplantae, Streptophyta, Magnoliopsida, Asterales, Asteraceae. Gene Ontology annotation, cellular component: plant-type cell wall. The record is from RefSeq and is a predicted model, not a curated record. Gene Ontology annotation, molecular function: alpha-L-arabinofuranosidase activity; xylan 1,4-beta-xylosidase activity.